Molecule: messenger RNA, 1573 nt
Organism: Impatiens glandulifera
Lineage: Eukaryota; Viridiplantae; Streptophyta; Magnoliopsida; Ericales; Balsaminaceae
Product: glucan endo-1,3-beta-glucosidase-like
Exons: 4
Coding region: 66-1406 (446 amino acids)
Biological process (GO): carbohydrate metabolic process
Cellular component (GO): plasma membrane
Molecular function (GO): hydrolase activity, hydrolyzing O-glycosyl compounds
Source: RefSeq, a predicted model, not a curated record
CCUUCCUUCAAAUUAAAGUAUUAAAACCCCCCAAAAUCUGUCAUUUUCUCACCAAAUCUCAAACAAUGGCCAUCAAAAAUUCUCAUUCCUUUCUCUUCUUCUGUUCUCUCAUCAUCUUCCUCCAGCAUCUAACCGGCCUUCAAGCCAUCGGCGUCAACUAUGGAAUGUGGGCAGACAACCUCCCCAACCCAGCUCAAGUCGCCCAGUUCGUCCGGGAUCGUACCUCUAUCGAUCGGGUCAAAAUAUUCGACUCCAACCCGGAAGUUAUCAGGGCUUUCGCAAAUACCGGUAUCCUCCUCUCAAUCACAAUCCCUAAUGGAGAUAUCCCUUCCCUCGCCAACACAAGGGUCGCCCGUCGAUGGAUCCGAUCCAACGUUAAACCCUUUUACCCAGCCACCAAGAUUCACUAUCUCCUCGUUGGAUCCGAAGUUCUUCACUGGGGAGAUCAAAACAUGGUUUCCAAUCUCGUAUCCGCUAUGAGAUCUGUUCACGCAGCCCUCGUUGUAGAAGGUCUCGGAGAAAUCAAGGUGACUACACCCCAUUCACUUGGAAUCUUGGCUAGCUCAGACCCGCCGAGUAAAGCCAGUUUCAGGCAGGGGUGGGAACAGAACGUGCUUGCCCCCAUGCUCCGAUUUCAUCGGCAGACCAAGUCUCCAUUUAUGGUGAAUCCAUACCCGUAUUUCUCAUGGAGCCCUAAUCAAACCCAAUUCACCUUAUUCCAAUCGAACCCGGGAGUUCUUGACCGGUUUACUGGAAAGAAGUAUUAUAACGUGUACGAUAUGCUUCUAGAUGCGGUUUAUUCGUCAAUGAAGAAACUCGGGUAUGGAGAUGUGGAGAUAGCCGUGGGUGAAGUCGGAUGGCCUUCGUACGGAGGACCCAAUUUGAAGCACUGUACAGUUGAGAAUGCCAGGUGGCACAAUUUGAAUGUCAUGAAGAAGGCGGAUUCCGGCGUCGGGACUCCGCUUAUGCCCGGCCGGAAAUUUGAGACUUAUAUUUUCGAGUUGUUUAAUGAGAAUCAGAAGCCGGGUAAUGAUGAUGAGAAGAACUUCGGGUUAUUUCGACCCGAUAUGACGGCGGUUUAUGAUAUCGGUAUCACGCGUGGUUCUCAGACUGGAGGCGGGGCUUCGGCGGGCAAACAAUGGUGUGUUCCGAAAGCGGGCGUUAGCGAUGCGGCCCUGCAGGCAAACAUAAACUGGGCAUGUAAAGAAGGAGGAGUAGACUGUUCGCCGAUCACGAAGAAAGACGCAGAUUGCUAUGAACCAAACAAUGUGAGAUCACACGCAGCUUAUGUAAUGAACGCCUACUAUCAGGCCAAGGGUCACCAGAGUUUCAACUGCGAUUUCUCUCAAACCGGCACUGUAACCUUCACCGAUCCAAGUACUGGAAAAUGUAAAUUUGUUGCAUGAAAAGCUAGAGGGGUACAAGUAUAGGAUGCUUUUCUUGGCAAAUUAUUAUUAAUUUAUUUUGGUCUUUUUAUUCAAUCUCCAUCUACUUACUUGUAACUGAUCGAAUUAUUAUUAUUAUUAUUAUUAUUAUGUAUGGAAUUGGGAUGUAGACUUGUCUCUAACUUAUU